AUGAGUACGGAUAACUUUCCCUUGUUGGAAUUAGAAGAGCUUGUAACAUGUUUACAGGAAUGUGAUUUUUCUUUGGCAACUGUGGAGAAUGUGGAGAAGCCUUCAUCGCAGUUUGUUAUUACUUUAUAUAAACAGAUGAUUGAUACAUUUAUGGGUAUAUCACCGGAUUCUUUGCUUAAUGAUGGUAAAAAUUUCAGGGAGCAGGGGGAUGAGCAAGAUGAGCAAGAUUACUAUGAUGGUAGUAUGGUUUAUAUGGAUACGUUGAAAGUGCUGGCGUUAAAUAAGAUAUGUUAUAAGUUUUUUCAGGAUAUUGGAGUUUCAGAUUUCAACGUUAUGGAUUUGUAUAAGCCCGAACCUUUUCGAACAAGGAGGCUACUCUCUGCGGUGGCUAAUUAUGCUAGGUUUCGUGAAGAGGCUAUGCUGGAGUUGGAUGGGGAUCAACAUCCGGAUGGGAUACGUUAUUUGGAACAGACAGAUGGUCUUUUGAAAGAACUUAGGGUGAAAUUUGAUCAAGCCAAUGUUCUGCAAUCUCGAAUUCAAAAGUAUAGGGAUUUUCAAAGAACUGAUAACCUGACGGGUGUUGAGGAAGGAAAUAAGGCUUUGGAAUCUCAAUUAAAGCAUCUUAAUCAGGUUCAAGAGUCUUUGACUAUUGAUUACGAACGAUAUAAGUCUCAAAAACAAGCAUUCCUAACAGACUUAGAAACUUUGGGUUAUGAACUAAUAGAACUAGAAUCUAAAAGGGAUAAAUUGCAAAAAUAUUCGCAGACGGAUGUUAAGGAAUUGACAAAAAGCGUACAAGAGUCAUCUGAGUUAUUAGAACAAAAAAAAAGUCAACUCACUCAAUUAGAGCAGAAACAACGAAGUCUGCAUACUUCAUUGGAAACCUUCCAAAAAUUAACACAGGAGUUAUUUGAAGUCCUACAGAUUGUAUCUACAGAUUUGCAAGAUUCGCAUAUUAAAGAGAGCAAUCUGUUAGAUACAAAGCACAAAUUGUUACAGAAUGAUAGCAACUUAAAUAACCUAUUGUCCAGUGGAAUUAUGGCCAAAAUAUCCCUACUAAAAGAACAAUUAGAUUCACAUAAGCAGAAGCUUGCUGAUUUAGAAGGUGCAACUCAAACGAAGGAGGAAGAGAAUAGUGCCACGCUGAAAAGGCUCCGAAAGCAGCAUGCUGAGGAGGUACUCCCAGAGCUGCGGAGUAUUGAGCAGCGUUUUAGAACUGAAAUAGCAGAUACUAUUACUAAUUACGAAACUCAAAUGCAAAAACUCAAGGAGGAAUUUCAAAAGGAGACAGAUACGGUUGAAUUAGAGUAUUCAUUAUUAACAAGCCAUAUCAACAAGCAUAUGGAAACCUUAAUGGAAAAGAUUAACUAA
Messenger RNA from Eremothecium cymbalariae DBVPG#7215, 1371 nucleotides. It is a transcript of the gene NUF2, whose product is annotated as kinetochore-associated Ndc80 complex subunit NUF2. Gene Ontology annotation, molecular function: protein-containing complex binding. NCBI's taxonomy places the organism in Eukaryota, Fungi, Ascomycota, Saccharomycetes, Saccharomycetales, Saccharomycetaceae. The coding region runs from base 1 to 1371 and encodes 456 amino acids. Gene Ontology annotation, cellular component: Ndc80 complex; kinetochore. The record is from RefSeq and is a predicted model, not a curated record. Gene Ontology annotation, biological process: attachment of mitotic spindle microtubules to kinetochore; meiotic chromosome segregation; kinetochore organization. The transcript has a single exon.